Molecule: messenger RNA, 11002 nt
Organism: Cherax quadricarinatus
Lineage: Eukaryota; Metazoa; Arthropoda; Malacostraca; Decapoda; Parastacidae
Source: RefSeq, a predicted model, not a curated record
AUAGGUUACCCGGUUUAUCUAUGGAAAGAGAGGAAAAAAGGAUAGUUUCCAAUCCUUUGAUCAAUAACUUUUCACCAGCAUCAGAGCACCGCCCCUUGAAAGGCAGGAAUCCCGCUGUUACAAACAUCCUGUGGAUUGGUAGCAGAGGACAGGAAGAGCGCGAAGACACAGAUAGUGAAGUGUAACACUGCCACUGGUGUGCGUCUCCCUUAGUGUGGUGGUGCGUGUUGGUGAUGCAACUCCUACCUACCCAAGCACUCUCCCGUCCACUUCUCCGCUAAAUCUUGGAAACAAGAUUAUUUGUUACUUCGUUAACUGAGAACUCUCUGCACUCCUAGCUGACUCUGCUGGUUGACUUAUUCGUGGAUUUUAAUACAGUCGAAUCGGAUUAUUUGCCCAACAAAAAACUUGUGUGUUUUACAUUAAUUGCAGGUGUUGUGAUGGUUGUAACAUAUAUAUCGUCCUUUAUGGUAAAAUAGUGAAAAUUAGUUCGUUAUCACAUCUCACAGAUGGUACGUGUUUAUGGAACCGGUUUUAUCUACAUUUUUAAAAGUAGCUGCGCUCCAUUUUGGGCGGAAGCUGCGGAAUUAAAACAUUAUUGUGAUAAGUAUCCCGGAAGUGAGAUGGAAGACGAGGAUGAUAGGAUGAGCUUAGUUGAAGUAAACAUCGCGGGAGGUGGAAACUCUCCCACGGAAGCACGAGCCACUGACUCAGCAUCCAUUGUGCUUGUUCAUCUGCGUAUAAAGAAUGCCUCCGCAAUAACCAACGGUAACACUUGUAAGAAAAUAGGAGCACUGCAGUAGGCAUACUGAUCCAAGCUACUACAUGUCCCACUCAAACCAAUGAACCCCACUGGUUCACUCUCAUCAUAGCAAUAACAACAGCUACAUUAGUUCAUUGUUAGUGCACACCAUCGUCUAUAUCAACACAUGCAUGUUGCCUGCUAUGCUCCCAUUAUUGUUACUAUGGCAGGUGAUUCACCCCUGGCAUCUGUAAUAACAAACACACAUUCCCGGAACGUAAAGAUGCUAAUAAAUUAAAACUGCUUAAAAUGCAAAGAGGAAAUGUUACUUUUAUAGAAACAGAUGCAAACAUUCGUGAAUUGAUAAUGGACCAGGAAUGACCGAAACACUCUGAAGGCUCCUCGCUAAAGUGUAGGCUAGUUGUGGGUGACAGUACUUUACGUGUAUAUGCUACGAGAGUAUGUUAUAACCCACGAUGACCCCAUGGAAGAGGGCCGGGGAAAACACGGUGUCAUCGGGCUCUAGGCAUAAAGGCGUGACAGUGCCACCUGGUUAACCAUGCUUGGAACUAGCAUGACUCCAAGGCUUCCCUAAGAAAUUAAUAACGAUUUACACAGUUUGAUACUUGUGGUAGUCGGCAUGCAGGGAGCAGGUAACGUGACGUCUGAACCCGGCAAACCGGAGGGUCUUGGGAAGCAGCUCUUGGUCCAGCCACACUGGUCCAAGCCUGUUGACAGUUUGGCAGCCUUCCUGGAGAAGGGAAGUUUGAGCUUGUGUAGCGACCUGUUUUCAGGUUGUGGCGAGGCAACAGUGCAAGCUCCAGCUCCCGGGCUUGACGUAAGUAAAGCUCCAGCUCCAGAGAUUGACUCGAGUAAAGCUCCAGAUCUCGGAAUUAACACCAAAAACUUCUCUUCAGUUCAGUGCAAGACAGAGAUGCGGAAAAAUCCUUAUCAAAAAAUCGCUGAAUAUGCAUUACAGAGCAACACUGGUUCUGGUAGUAAUACCAGUAGUACCACUAGUGGAACCACUACUGGUUCUGGUAGUAAUACCAGUAGUACCACUAGUGGAACCUCUACUGGCUCUGGUAAUACCAGUAGUACCACUAGUGGAACCUCUACUGGUUCUGGUAAUACCAGUAGUACCACUAGUGGAACCUCUACUGGUUCUGGUAAUACCAGUAGUACCACUAGUGGAACCACUACUGGUUCUGGUAGUAACACCAGUAGUACCACUAGUGGAACCACUACUGGUUCUGGUAGUAAUACCAGUAGUACCACUAGUGGAACCACCACUGGUUCUGGUAGUAAUACCAGUAGUACCACUAGUGGAACCACCACUGGUUCUGGUAGUAAUACCAGUAGUACCACUAGUGGAACCACCACUGGUUCUGGUAGUAAUACCAGUAGUACCACUAGUGGAACCUCUACUGGUUCUGGUAAUACCACUAGUGGAACCACUACUGGUUCUGGUAGUAAUACCAAUAGUACCACUAGUGGAACCAGUACUGGUUCUGGAAGUAAUACCAGUACUAGUAGCACCAGUAGUAACGCCAGUUGUGGUACCGGUACAUUAAGUAAUAAUCCCAUUAACAGAAUUUUGAGCGGAGGAAUUCCAUUUAGCGGUGAAAAUAACGCUGACUAUAAACACCGUGACGAGUGUCAGCCAGUCACAGGUAAGCCACUGUGUAAAUAUCAGUGUUUUGAUUUUAGCAGUGGUGAAAAUAACAGUGGUAGAACUAGCAGCAGCGAGAGAGACGUGGAGGUAGCAGAGGCUGUAACUGUUGGAUGUGAUGUUGAUAGUAUUACAGGCGAUGUUGAGAGCAAAGGAGGUAGUGAUGAAAAUAUUGAAGAUGUCACAGACUUCGCCGGCAGUGUUGGAAAGAUUGGAAGUAGUGAUGGAAAUAUUGGAGGCAGUGUUGGAAAUAUUGGAGGCAGUGUUGGAAAUAUUGGAGGCAGUGUUGGGAAUAUUGGAGGCAGUGUUGGAAAUAUUGGAGGCAGUGUUGGGAAUAUUGGAGGCAGUGUUGGGAAUAUUGGAGGCAGUGUUGGGAAUAUUGGAGGCAGUGUUGGGAAUAUUGGAGGCAGUGUUGGGAAUAUUGGAGGCAGUGUUGGGAAUAUUGGAGGCAGUGUUGGAAACAUUGGAGGCAGUGUUGGAAACAUUGGGGGUUGUGUUAAAAACACUGGAGGUGGUGCUGGAAACAUGGGAGGUCGUGGCUGGAGGAUCGGAGGCAGCCUCAGAAAAAUCAGCAGCAGCUUCAGGAUGUUUGGGAGCAGCGGUGGAAGACCUGGAGCCACCAUCAUCCAGUCUACACCAAGUAACGGGAAAAUCGGAAAAGGUGACCGAAAACUCGGAGGAAGUGACGGGAAACUCGGAGGAACCGACGGGAAACUCAGAGGAAGUGACGGGAAACUCGGAGGAAGCGACGGGAAACUCGGAAAAAGUUACUGGAAAAUCGGAGGAAGUGACGGGAGAAUAAACAGCAUAAUAGAAGACAGCAAGAAGAUCGAUGGCAGUUACAGCCGACGGCACAACAAAGAGACGGGAAUUCUCCUUUGCUGUCCCCAUCUUGGUGAUGAUAUGACCGGUCAUAACCAACGGGGGAGACGCUUCAAGCAAAAGAGGAACAAGUCUGAAGGCAGCGAGACUGAAGAAGCAAAGCCAUGGACAGCUGGCACGAAGGAACCAGCAGGCAGUCGCAGUCAGGUGGGUCGAGCCUUUUCCUUCUCCCCUGUCAGCAGGAGUAAACCCACCUCUGCCAACAUCACCAGAGUCAGCCAACUUUUCUCUAGGAUAUCUUUGAGAAAGUCCAAACCCAUCUUCUCCUUCAGUCGCUUCCUUGCCUCCUACAUCUUCAAACAUCCUUGGAGGAAAUCGAGUGAUCCUACACCCUUGAAAAGAGAGGAUGAGGGAAAGGAAGAGGAAGGAAGAGAGGAAGAAAUCCAGCCUGGUGGGGACGAGAGAGAAGUGAGUCUGGUGGACACUAAAGAGGCGUCCAGAGAUGUUGACGCUGAGAGAAACUGGACAAGAGGAAGUGGUACUGAGGAAAAUGUUAAUAAAGAUAAAGAUGGAUCAGGAAUAACACUCAUUAAUGAGGUAUGCACGGAAAAUGACGGGAGAGAGACAACACACACAAUAUGCCAUGAAACACAUCCCAAUGAAUAUGAAACAUCAAAAACAGAAUUAGAGAACUCAAAUUCUUUGUGUUUUACCGACAAAGAAGAUUACAAUGACGAAGUGUUUUUUGAGGCGGACGAAGAUGAAGACGAGAGAGGAGAGUGGCCACGGCAGAGUGACAACAAUACCGCCGAAGGUUCUGAGGAAGAUGAAAUUUGUUUUGGCACUGGAUGGGUAAAGAAAAGGGUCUCCCAGAUUGAGAGACAAAUCUCUCUCAAAAAGGAGAUAGAGGAGGGGGAGAAGUUAUUGAGAAAGAAGAGCAUUCGCAGCAGUCUCUCCAGCAAAACUGUUGAUAGUGACGACACAGCCACGCUCCUCGAAGAAGAGAACGUAGAUAAUAAUGAUAACGAUGAAACUCAGGAUGAAGAUUUGAAGAGCGAGUCUGGAGAGACCGACGGCAGCGACACCGAAGUAGAGGACGAAGUGGGAGACAUCGUGAUACUGAGGUCGAAGUCCAGAGGGCAGACUGCCUCCCUCUACCGCUAUUCGGACUCCAUCAACUCCAUUUACCGCUACUCUGUCACCCGUCCAAGGACCGUCAUCAUCGGAUUGGGGGUGUGUACGGAGACGCAGUUCUUCAGAGAGUCUUUUGGUGAGGGCGUGAGUGAAACUGAGAGUGAAGAUGAUGAGGAGGAUGCUGCGCCUACCACCACCACGCCCACCACGCCCACUACACCACGCCCUCACUCCCGCCCACCCUCACCCUCCAGGACGUCACGGUCACAUUCCCCGCUCUCUGAUAUGGACACAGAGUCCAAGAGAAAUUCACAGGCUGUCAGCACAGAACCAUCUGACCUGGAGGACCAUAGUUCAUUGACCACCAGUGACCUCGACUCCUGCCAUGACCUGGCUGCUCUUGAUACCCGUAAGGACAAAGCUUACAGGAUUGCUCACGAGUUGCUGCACACGGAGAGGACUUACGUUAAAGUUUUGCAUCUUAUUGAUCAGGAGUUUCAGUUCCGGGUGGACCAUGAGAACCGGGCGCACCACAUGUUUCCCCAUGAUGUUAUUCCACAUAUGUUUUCCAAUGUUAAGUCCAUCUACAAGCUUCACCAUGACUUCCUCUUACCUCAACUUGAGGAACGUAUGGCUCAGUGGGAACAAAACAGAAGGAUUGGGGACAUCAUGAAAAGCUUUGCACCCUUCUUGAAGAUGUACACUGAGUAUGUGAGGAACUUUGACAAUGCAAUGACACUCAUCAACCAAUGGCAAUCAAAGUGUCCUCGUUUUGCUGCCAUAAUGGAUGAAAUUCAUUCUAUGGAGGUAUGUGGGAACUUAACUCUGCAACACCACAUGCUCUCACCCGUGCAGCGCAUUCCCCGAUAUGAAAUGCUUCUGCGAGACUACUUGAAGAAACUUCCAGAGGACUCACCAGAUCGCCAUGAUACGGAGAAAGCUCUACAUUUAGUAUCCACAGCAGCUAAUCAUGCAAAUGAUGCUAUGAAAAAGAUUGAUAAGUUUGAGAAAUUACUAGAGAUUCAAGAAAGCCUUGGAGGUGCAGAAGAUCUUGUGUCUCCCACAAGAGAACUCAUUAAAGAAGGCAAAAUCAUCAAAAUCUCGGCUAGAUCUGGUGACCAUCAAGAGAGAUAUAUAUUUUUGUUGACAGAUUUAUUGUUGUUGUGCUCACCACGGCUGAUGGGAGGUCGAGUGAUGAGUGGCCCUCAGUAUCGUCUCCGUGCUAAGUACCAUGUGGAGAAUCUUAUUGUGCAAGAGGGAGACAACCUCGAAACUGCUAACACUUUUUACAUCAAAGACAGCAAUAAAUCUGUGGAACUUUACACACAGACUUUAGAAGAAAAGGAGCAGUGGCUGGAGGCAUUUAUUAGGGCUAUCCAUGAGACUUCUCAGCGAAAGUCAUCUCUUAAACUACACUUUAAUCCAGAUCAGCGAACUGUAGAUUUAGAUCUUGGUCAAAAACAGCCCAUGCUAGUUCGCUCAGAUUCAGUCACAAAGUGCAUGGAAUGUGGUAGCCAAUUUACCAUGGUGCGGAGAAAACAUCAUUGUCGAGCUUGUGGAGCGGUUGUGUGUAGUAAGUGUUCAAGCUUCAAAGCAUCAGUUGCCUAUGAGAGUGGUAAGAGUGUUCGAGUUUGUCGUCCAUGCCAUGCAACACUGCAAGAACUUUCAUCGUCCACAGCAACACCUUCACCUGAGAUUGAUGAGCCAGAUGAAUGCUCUUUAUACAGUACCAAAGAACCACCAGAUUUACCUUUUAGAAAUAGAGGGGUGUUAGAGGUUUCUGCCAAAACUGGAGGAGCAGUAAUACAAGGGUUUCUUCAACUUAAGACACACCGUAAAACCUGGGUGAAGCGGUGGUUUGCUUUACACACCGAUUUUGUUCUUUAUUCUUUUAAAUGUGAAGCAGAUGACCAAGCACUAACUGCUACACCUGUACCUGGGUUUACUGUGACACAUCUACAGGGAACACGAAAUGAGAGCGGCAUUAGUGAAAAGGAAAAGGAGAGAGCAUUUAAGCUUCAUCAUUCUAAGAAGCACUAUAUAUUCCAAGCAACUUCAAAAGAAGAAUCUCAGAGAUGGGUGGCAGCUUUAAAGAAAGCAUCACAGGCAGAAUUACCAUCUCCGGUUCAAUGACGAGAGCGGCAAGUGAUCGAGGCCCUUAUUACAUGUCUGUGAGAACAACCAUCAAAGCACAUUCACAAACAUCUACACUACACUCAUUCUUGAUAUUGGAAGUCUCUCCAAAUUGGACUUAGUGUUAAUUUCUUCCCUCUUCAAUUUAAAGUGUGGUAAUAUAAUUCAGAAAUCUCCCAAAUUUGGAAAAAUCUAUCUCAAAAUUUUAUAAAUGCAUGAGAACAAUUGUAAUUUUUUUUUGGCCAAUUUAUUUUACUUGGAUGAAUAAGGUAGGUUUGGUUUCUGUUAAUCAUAUCUUUAACCUGUACUCCACUGCACAUACAUUUAAAAAAAAAAUAGAUAUAUUACUGUUAAAAUGAAAUAUUGUACAAAGGUUAUUUUAUUGAUAUCAUUUUUACUUUAUAAAAAAAAGUUAAGCACUGAACCUGAAAAGGUCAUACAGCGCUGCAAUUUGUACGUUAGUGUGUAAUUAUUGACUUUGUAAGAGAAUUAAUCUAAUUCAUUGGUCUUUCUUGGUUAACUGUAAAUAAAGCUUUCAAACUAAAUUUUAAAAAUAGAAAGAAAAGUCAUGUUUAUAUACUGAAAACAGUCAUGUUCAUAUGAUACAUUGUACGUGUAUUAGGAAAAUAAUUCAAACAUGUUAGUGUUUAUUUUUUUAUGAACUUUGUAAAUACUAAAUAGGAUGAAUAAUCACUGAAAAUCUUGAGGGAUAAACGUGAAUACCGUACUUUAAAUCAUUUUUCAUAGACUAAUUUAGAAGUUCUUCUUUCUUUCAACACACUGGCCGUAUCCCACCGAGGCAGGGUGGCCCAAAAGGAAAGUUUCUCCUUUUACAUUUAGUAAUAUAUACAGGAGAAGGGGUUACUAGCCCCUUGCUCCUGGCAUUUUAGUCGCCCCCCCACAACGCGCACGGCUCACGGAGGAAGAACUCUUGUUCCACCUCCCCACGUAGGCAAGAGGAAAUGAACCAGCAAGAAAAUAGAAGAAAACCCAGAGGGGUAAUUUAGAAGUUAUAUCUGAAAUAUUCAAGACAUGAUAGGUAAACUGGAUAUAUACUAGUUAAUGUAUGUCGAAGGUUAAUUAUUACAUUCAUGGGAGGAAGUGCUAAACCCAUAGUCAUAAAGUUAGAUUCAAAGGGAUGACAGGUCCAGUUCAUUGAUUCAAGAGCCCCUCCCUUGAGGGGUGUCAAAGGCUGAAGCUGAAUGCAGAGCUAGGGUAAGCUACAAAAGGUUGACCCUUCAAGGAAGGUGUCUUGAUGCUGGCGAGAGGCUCUGUCAAAAGAAUUGGACCUAUUCUCCCUUGGAUUAAACCCCAUUUCCCCAGGCACUGUAUGACCUCUAUAGGUUUAGCACUCCUCUACUAUCUAUAUAAUGUAGUGCCAAGGACUGAGCAGAGUAGUGUAUGGUUUCCUUCCUACAGAAAAUUAACCACAAAGAUUUAUUAGACUAACUUAUGAUCUCCUAAAUAUAUGGGCACGUUUUGUACUCGUAGGAAUAACCAUCAAAUUCAACAUAACCUAAUGCUAAAAAUUGUCAUUUUAGACAAUGAAAUGAAAAGUUGUACCUUGCAUUCAAUUCUCAGAUCAAAUUAUUUAUCCUAUUAUCUGCUGUAUGGAUUAAAAAAUUAAUUUUUAAUUAACUAAGUUUAGAAUUUUUUUUAAAGAGGAUUGCCAUCUAUAGCAUACCCUCCUAAUUUGUCCUUGGUCUGCGUAUAACUACCGACCUUCAAAUUAAUACAGUAAGUGGUCACUCGCUUUGCAGUUUCAUCCUCAGCUUAAUUCCCCCUUCCCCCCUUUUUUUUUUUUCCUAACAUAAGCAGCAGCGUACUUUAGCCAUAAUUACUUAUUAGCCAGCAUUCAUCUUCUGUCAAAGUUUAUUAAAAGUUACAUCAUUUUAGCAUCUAUGAAGAAAGUACUUAAUGGAGAGAGAUACAUAUGGUAAUGGGCUUGUGCAGUACAAUGUGAUCCUUUAUUGACAUUUCAUCCAAACUGUGGGCUUUAUCAAGUCACUGAUAGAUUUCAAGAGGGAGGGCGAGUAUAUAAAUAAAAACGGCAAGAAAAAGGUUAGGCGUGAUGAAUGUGGGGGCUCUGUCCAGCUUAGGAAGGCAUAUUCAUUUCAGUAUUCUUAUGAGGAUUUCUGGUAAGAGAUUCAGUUAUGUAAGCCACUGUUCUGGCUGAAAUUGUUGAAUGUACCGAGUGCUGUUUCUAGGAGUCUGCAUCUCUUGGUAUCCUCUUGACAAAUUGUCCAUCCUUUGUAAUAGACUGGCUUUGAGAGUUUCAUUGUGAAUAUUAAGUGCUAAUCGUAAAGGUUCUUAUAGCAAGUUUCAGUGUGAAAUGCAGGUGUUUUCUGGUGUAUUAGUGUUUCAAAAUCCAUCUGUGAAUGGGUCUGGAUGUUUCACCUGUGUAUAUAUAUAUGUUGUGCCAAAUGGGUAAAACUUGCAAUUUUUUUGGCUUAAAUAGCAACGCUCCGCUUGCUGAAUAAGGCAAGCGAAAAUUUGUGUAUGCAGUAAUUUAAAAAAAAUCAUUCUGAACCUGACAAAAAAAAUAUUUCAUUGUUUAUUAUUAAACUUACCUAAAAUAUAUUUAGUUGGAUUAGGCUAAAUUAAAUUGUGCUUGUUAUAAUAAGGUUAGGCAAGUUUUCUAAUGUUCUUUUGGUAUAAAAUUAUUAAUUUUUACCUUAAAUGAAAAGAUAUAUCUUUAAACAUACAAGAGAAAAUUUUAGAAAGGACUUAAUUUUUUAUUUUUUUUUUUUGCUAAUUUACCAGUUUUACCAAUUCAAUGUGACUUAUACACAUUGCAAGGGAUUGUAUACCCCUGCAUUGGUUUGGUUUUGGGGUCCCAUUCUGUUGAUGUUCUUGAUCAUAGUGGAGGCAGUGUCGGUGACCUGGACUUUAGCAUUUGGAUAGUGUGUUAGAUAUAUAUUUGAAUUGUUAGGGAGGACUAUUUAUCUUUUGAGAGUAUUAUGGCAAGUUUACGAUAUAUGCACAGUCUCUGCAAUCCCUGAUAAAUUAUUAUUAUAAUCAAGGGGGAGUGCCUGUGAAAGGUAUUCAGGCUUAAUUCAGGAAACUUGAGCACAGAUUCAAUUCCCUAGAUCAAAAGCCCCUCACCAAAAUCCCUGAUAUAUUAUUAUAACCCAAAAGAAGCGCUAAACCACAAGGGCUAUACAGCGCUGCAGGCGAAUCCCUGAUAUAGUGUCAAGGGUAGUGAAGCUUAUAAAAAUCUUGUUUGAAGAAAGAGCACUCCAAGGAAUUUGCUAUUACAGAUAGAGCAUAUAACCCUAUAAUGAGCUUGCAUUUAGUCUUAGUGUGAAUUGAAAUGGAGCAGAUCAUGUUGGUGGGUUUAUGGUCUACUUUGAAAUGUAGCUCAUGGUCAUCAGAAUAGAACAUCAAGGAAUGGGAGAGUACUGCUGAGUGUAAAUGGGAUGGAAGGCUUGACUACCUUCCAACACAGGCUUAACUAGGUCAAACCUUCCAUUCAGUUUACAUGAAGUUGACAAUACUCUACCUUUCCUCAGUAUUCUACUUUGAAAAUCUGACCAUGAGCUACACUUCAAAGUUUACCAUAAAUUCACCAGUAUGAUCUGCUCCAUUUCACUUUACAUCAUGGCACCAAAACUAAAUGUGAGGUCAUUAUAGACUUGAUGUUAUUGCUAUCAUCAUGGGUUAGCACUAUACCCAAAGGGAUUCAGGUUCAAUUCAAGGAGCUGGAGUACAUAUCUAAUUCCCUAGAUCAAGAGCCCCUCACCAGCAUAUAGGUGUAUAGACUUAUGUGCUCUUCAGUAUCUUUUAUUUAUUUUAUUAUCACACCGGCCGAUUCCCACCAAGGCAGGGUGGCCCGAAAAAGAAAAACUUUCACCAUCAUUCACUCCAUCACUGUCUUGCCAGAAGGGUGCUUUACACUACAGUUUUUAAACUGCAACAUUAACACCCCUCCUUCAGAGUGCAGGCACUGUACUUCCCAUCUCCAGGACUCAAGUCCGGCCUGCCGGUUUCCCUGAAUCCCUUCAUAAAUGUUACUUUGCUCACACUCCAACAGCACGUCAAGUAUUAAAAACCAUUUGUCUCCAUUCACUCCUAUCAAACACGCUCACGCAUGCCUGCUGGAAGUCCAAGCCCCUCGCACACAAAACCUCCUUUACCCCCUCCCUCCAACCCUUCCUAGGCCGACCCCUACCCCGCCUUCCUUCCACUACAGACUGAUACACUCUUGAAGUCAUUCUGUUUCGCUCCAUUCUCUCUACAUGUCCGAACCACCUCAACAACCCUUCCUCAGCCCUCUGGACAACAGUUUUGGUAAUCCCGCACCUCCUCCUAACUUCCAAACUACGAAUUCUCUGCAUUAUAUUCACACCACACAUUGCCCUCAGACAUGACAUCUCCACUGCCUCCAGCCUUCUCCUCGCUGCAACAUUCAUCACCCACGCUUCACACCCAUAUAAGAGCGUUGGUAAAACUAUACUCUCAUACAUUCCCCUCUUUGCCUCCAAGGACAAAGUUCUUUG